CAAAAUAUUGUAUUACACGCGAUAGUGAUCUAUCACAGCAGAAUAAUGAAAAUGUCAAAGAAACUCAAAAUAUUUCUGCUAAAAAAAAUCGAUUUGAUAAAAAGUUUGUUAGGAUUAUUAUAAAAGAUAAUCAACCAAUACGUAUUAGAAAUGAUGAAGGGUUUCGUGAAUUUGUGGAAGAAUUAGAUCCACUUUAUGAGUUAUCAAGUGAUAAAAAAGUGAGGGAGCUGUUAGUUAAGAGUUACAAUUUCUGCAAAGAAGAAAUUGUUCAUCUAUUUGAACAAGAUAUUAAUUUCUGCGAAUGGCACAAUAGUUCUAAAGGAGAAGAUGAUCGCGAAUUGGAGAGAGAUAUUAUAGAUUAUUUAUUACCCAAACCUG
Molecule: messenger RNA, 378 nt
Organism: Funneliformis caledonium
Lineage: Eukaryota; Fungi; Glomeromycota; Glomeromycetes; Glomerales; Glomeraceae
Source: the annotation of a GenBank genome assembly